Messenger RNA from Diabrotica balteata, 303 nucleotides. Lineage: Eukaryota; Metazoa; Arthropoda; Insecta; Coleoptera; Chrysomelidae. The record is from the annotation of a GenBank genome assembly.
AUGCUGACAUUUUUUAAACAAACUGAACUGGGUGAAGCAUAUAGUGAGUUUUCAAAAUUAUGUGACUUAGUGAUGACAAUACCUGCUACAAGUGCGUCUGGAGAACAACGUUUUUCUGUACUAAAGCGGAUUAAAAACUUUGUCAGAAAUUCCACAAGUGAGGAGAUGCUAGCCAACUUAGCGAUUUUAUCAAUUGAAAAGGGACUUAUUAAAGAAAUGUCUGAAAAUCCCAGUUUUUAUGAGUUUGUCAUAAACGAGUUAGCCAAAGAUGAAGAUAGAAGAAUAGAGCUGCAUGACAAGUAA